AUGAAGACUUCAACUCUCGCCAUGGCCGCUUUUGCGCCAAUGGCUUUUGCCGGCCGAUUCAUGGCACGACGAGACCACCCUGAACCCGCCAUGGCUAUGCCUGCCAUGGAGGCUCCCGCUGCAGCUCCUCCUGCUGAGCACCCCGCUGCUGCUCCCGCUCCUCCUGCUGAGCACCCCGCCGCUGCUCCCGCUCCUCCUGCAGAGCAUGUUGCUGCUCCUCCCGUGCAUCCUGCACCAGUUGUCGAGGCUCCCGCACAGGUUGUCCACCCCGGUGUCACCAAGGAACACAAGACCGAGAUCAUCAUCAUCUGGCAAAACCCUGGAGCUGGUGCCGAGACCACAACCAUCGCCGAGAAGGUCACAGUUACCGAGACCGUGACAAAGGGCGGAGAGGUCGCUACUCAGCCUGCCGCCGCUGCCUCGCACACUGUCACCGUUGGAGGCCCUGGUGGUCUUGUCUACUCGCCCGAGGAGCUCCACGAUAUCCCUAUUGGUGACACCGUUGUCUUUGAGUUCCUGUCACAGAACCACACUGUCUCGCAGUCCGGCUUUGAGACCCCUUGUGAUCUCAUGACCGGUGGCAUGGACUCUGGCUUCAUGGCCAACCCCAACAACACUGUCUCUCCUCCUCCUCAAGUUGCCAUGCAAGUCAUGGUUGACACUCCUCUUUGGUUCUACUGCAAGCAGGGCAACCACUGUGGUCAGGGCAUGGUUUUCUCCAUCAACCCCAGCGCCGAGAAGACACAAGCCAAGUUCAAGGAGUUGGCCAUUCAGCAGAAGGGUGACGGCAAGCUUGCUCCUAUCCAAGGUGGUGAGCCCGCUCCUCCCGCCGCGUCCAAGCCUGCUGAGGCUGCUCCUCCCGCUGCUCCUCCCGCUGAGGCUGCUCCUCCUGAGGCUACAGGAGUUGUCCCCGGCAAGGGCACCAUGGCUCCCGAUGGCAGCUGUGUCUGCCACGUCUCUUGUGCAGCUGGCGCUUUCCCUGCCGCUGCCCAAGGCAUCAACUCAUUCGGUGGCAUGGCCGGAGCUCUGCCUUACAACAUGGGUGGUGUGAGCUAA
This is a messenger RNA of Fusarium pseudograminearum CS3096, 1056 nucleotides long. RefSeq lists its product as uncharacterized. The record is from RefSeq and is a predicted model, not a curated record. The transcript has 2 exons. The coding region runs from base 1 to 1056 and encodes 351 amino acids. NCBI's taxonomy places the organism in Eukaryota, Fungi, Ascomycota, Sordariomycetes, Hypocreales, Nectriaceae.